AACGCAACACCUCAUUCUCCCAUAAGGCAUUGCGGCUCGUAAAUAUGCAAAACUCUGAAGUCAUGCUCAGCAUUUAGAGAACAUGGACACAAGUGUGUAAUAACACAAUGAAAGUAAAGCUCCGAAGACACUACUGAGGAUUUAAUUUCACAGAAAGGAUGAGUCACCGCAUUAAUGAUGUCAUGAAGCUGUGCUGUGAGUUAUCUGCCAAUCAGCAGGUAAAAUCCACAGUGACAGGAUCUGGGAAAGGUGCAGCAGCAGCUGGGGGUCUCGCCUUUGCUGGAGGCCUGAUUGGAGGCCCUCUUGGUAUUGCUGUAGGUGGUGCAGUGGGAGGCCUCCUUGGAUGCUGGCUCACCAGUGGACAGUUCAAACCACUACCUCAGAUCAUCAUGGAGCUCAGCCCUCAGCAGCAGCAGAAGCUUUAUGAUGAUCUCAUGGCCAUCCUGGGAGACAUUCAGUGGACAGACUUGUCUCAGCUAACUGCUCUGGUGAUGGGCAAUGCCACACUGAAGCAACAGCUCACAGGUGCUCUUAUUGGGUAUGUCACCAAGGAGCUCCAGGCUGAGGUGCACUACGUGGAUUAGUGUUGUCUCCAUGGUUGAUAACCUACCUAAAAGUUUAACAUGCCUAGUAAGAUUAUUGAGUAGAAUAUAAGCUGCUCCUGUAAAGCAGAAGCAACAUAGUAAGAAUAGGAGUUGUGGAUUUGAAGUGGCCUGUGAAGGAAGUGCACUUUUUUAGUAAAAAUAUUUAUUAUGUAUCUGAAUGCUCUGAAAGUGAUAUUACGUGGCUUUAAAAGUUGUGAAUUUAAUACUUGAUUUAUUGAUAUUGGAACAGCCUAUGGUCAUAUUUGUACAAAGAUAUAAUUGUGGAAAAAAAUGAGCCAAAUUGCUUUUAUGAAUAUAAUGGCACAAACCAUCCAUCAAGCUGCAUUGUGUGAAUGUUUAGAGUAUAUUGGAUUAUUUCAGUAAAACAGAAUAUUACUGCUUUUGUUUACAUAACCUUUUGUACGUCAUGUGCAUCUAAUAAGCUUAAAGUGUUCAUCUAACAAAUCGUAAUUCAUUAUGUUUACUUAUUAAUAAUCCUUCAAGUGCUCCAAUAUAAUCUAAAAACUUUUAAGUCAAAACAACUCUGAGGACUUGGCUGUGACUUUUUCAUAAGGGAUGACAUGCAAAAAAAUGUCAAAUAAAAAUAUUUUAAGAUUUUUAAAA
This is a messenger RNA of Nothobranchius furzeri (turquoise killifish), 1208 nucleotides long. Its product is annotated as protein C19orf12 homolog. The record is from RefSeq and is a predicted model, not a curated record. Lineage: Eukaryota; Metazoa; Chordata; Actinopteri; Cyprinodontiformes; Nothobranchiidae.